Messenger RNA from Morus notabilis, 5240 nucleotides. Its product is annotated as serine-rich adhesin for platelets. The transcript is spliced from 3 exons. The coding region runs from base 444 to 4928 and encodes 1494 amino acids. Lineage: Eukaryota; Viridiplantae; Streptophyta; Magnoliopsida; Rosales; Moraceae. The record is from RefSeq and is a predicted model, not a curated record.
UUUAAAAAGAAUAAUAAAAAAAAUAAAAAGCAUUUCUGCUUUGGUGUUUGAAUAAGAAAUUCUUCUUUUUCCCAUUUCCUUUUCUUCUUUUAUGUGCCGCCCCAUUAAUUGAUCUUCCGCAAAGGCUCGAACCAUACAGCUUCCCAUGGCUGUUUGGCCGGUGCUCCUAAAAAAAGUAGCCAGAUAAAAGCAUAUACAGGGAGACCAUAGCACAAAAAAAAAAAAAAAAAAAAAAAAAAAAGGAGAAAGAUUCUUUGUUGCCUUUUCUUCUUCUCUUUUGCUUGUGUUGGUUUUGAUCGUGGUUUUCGUUUCUGGCCCAAGCUGUUUUGUCCCUCCCAAUUUCUCUGUCUGAGUUUCAGCAUUUCAUUUGUUGGGUUGAUCGUCGUCUCUUCAGAUUCCUCAGAAAUUUUUGGUUCAGCUUUUGAGGUGGGCAUUUAAAAAAUAUGGGAUCUUAUAAGGAAAUUGCAGUACAAAUGAAGAAAUUUGCAUUGUUUUCAAUGAGGACAUUUUACAGAUCAGUUAGACAGCAUCCAUUUCUUGUGGGUAUGAUCUUGUUUUUGGUAUUUCUGUACAGAUCAUUUCCUUUCCUGUUUUCUCUGUUUUUAUCUGCAUCCCCUGUUUUGCUCUGCACUGCGGUUUUGCUUGGGACCCUUUUGAGCUUUGGGCAACCCAACAUUCCCGAAAUCGAAAAGGAAGAGAAGCUUAGCCAGGAUAUUGUUUCUCUUAAGGCUGCUGGGGUCUCGGGGAAUGGAACUUUUGUUUUUGAGAGAGAGGAGAAUUUUGUCAUAGAAAAGCAUUCAGGAGAUAGAGGGAAUUUAGUUGACAAGUCUAUUGAAGAUGCAGGGUUUGUUGAUGAUGAGUUCCUUAGUAAGGUUGAGAGUCGUGUUGAUUCACCGGAUUGCGUGCCACUUAUUGAUGAGAGUUCGCGGGAAAUUCACACGGAGAAGAGAAUAAUUGAGGAAGUGGAGAGAGAAUUUCUUGAUUUUGAGUUUGAAAAGAAGAAUGAUAUUUGCGAGGACGCGAGGGUUAAGGAAGGCGUGUUAGGUGAUGGGAAAGCUGUUGAGAGUCAUCAGUAUUCUCUGGUUCGAGAAAUUGGAGACGAUGAGAUUCUUGCGGCUGAAGUUGAUGGACAACACGGAGAGUUAGUUGAAACAUACAAGGAAGCUCACUUAGAGUCUUCACAGCCUGGUGGUGGUGGUGGUGGUGGUGGUGGUGGUGAUGUUGGUAAUGAUGAUGAUGAUGACGGGGAUGGUUCUUCCUAUUCUGAGUCUGAUAGGGCAGAGAGUUCAUCGCCUGAUGCUUCAAUGGCGGACAUAAUUCCGAUGCUUGAUGAACUGCAUCCACUUUUAGAUUUAGAAGCUCCACAACCUCCUCAUAUGUCCCAUGAUGAAUCAGAUGCAGGUUCUGAGCAGUCUCAUAGAAGUGACGAUGACAGUGCUGAUUCAGAUGCUGAAACUGAGAACCAUGUUGAUGAAGUAGAAGAUGGUGCUGAUGAUAAUGAUGACGAUGAAGAGGAAGUACAUGGAGGCAAGGAGGAUGAUAGUAAAGCCGCUAUCAAAUGGACUGAGGAUGACCAAAAGAAUCUUAUGGACUUGGGUACUUCGGAGCUAGAAAGGAAUCAACGCUUGGAGAAUCUCAUUGCAAGGAGACGAGCACGGAAAAGCUUCAGAUUGAUGGCUGAGAGGAAUCUAAUUGACUUAGAUGGUGCCGAUCUUCCCUUCAGUGUUCCACCAAUUGCAACAACAAGGCAUAACCCAUUUGAUCUCCCAUAUGAUUCUUAUGAAAAUAUGGGCUUGCCACCAAUUCCUGGUUCUGCUCCGUCUAUUUUGUUGCCAAGAAGAAAUCCCUUUGAUCUUCCUUAUGACUCUAAUGAAGAAAAACCCGAUCUCAAGGGAGACAAUUUUGAGCAAGAGUUCUUGGCAUUUCACCAAAAGGACAUGUUGUUCCGCAGACACGAAAGUUUUAACGUGGGACCAUCAGGUUUGGGGGGUUCCAGGCAAGAUAGUAAGUGGAAGCCUGUAUUUGUAACGGAACGGUUGGCUCCGGAAGGAAUGAGCUACCCCUCAUUCCAAAGGCAAUUAAGCGAAGUCAGUGAGUCGAAGUUGAGUUCAGUUCCUGACACUGAAUCUGUAAGUUCAGUGGCAGAUGCAGAUGAGAAGAAGCUGGCUGAGCAAGAUUUUUCUAAAGAAGUGGAACUGCCUUCCAACACUUACCAGCCUUAUGAUCUUGUUAAGCAUGGAAGUGAAGCCUCAGACGAUGUAGAUUCUGUUGAGUUGGAGCAUGCUGAGAAUAGAGAUGUUCAGCUUGACGAGGAAGUAAUCAAGUUGGGGGAAGCAGAAAAUCACCACGACAUGGAAUUGGACUUGUCUGAAACAAGAAAUGAGGCUGCAGAUGUGGAACUCGAUACUGUUGCUGUACAUUUGGAAACGGAACCAAUUAAAGAGGAGGGAUGCAGCAGUAAAUCAAGCUUGUCUUCACUGUCUGAAGUGGAUGAUAGAAUUCCUGAUGUAAAAAAUGAAGACGGCUCAACAACUUUGGCGGAAGGGGUUAACUAUAUUAAUGAAUCUGUCAUUUCAGCUCACUCUUCACUGGAGGAGUCAGAAUUCCCAUUUACAAGCGGCGUAGGAGAUGACAGUCAAACUAAGGAGCCUGUUUAUGAUUCAAGCCCAACAGCUGAAAAGUUGUUCUCCUUGUCAUCCAUUUCAUCUGAUAUGCAAGUAGAGAUGCCUGAAAUGGUUAAACCUUCAACAUCAGGAGAAAUUGGCAAGUCAUUUGAAAACCAUAAUUCUGAAGUGCAGGGUGAAGAAACGACUGUUGAUUCCUCAAAGGUGAACGCAAUGGAAGAAGUUACAAUAGAGUCCAGAGAAGUUACAGAGUCUAGUGAGAUCGAUGUCUCAACGGUUGCUUUGUCAGGUAACGGUCUGCAGAAUGAUGAUCAGAUCAGUUCUGUGGCUCCUGAAUCUGGGCCAGUACAUGCUCCAGUUGAUUCAAUUUCAUUUUCCUCAGAGCUUCAAUUGGCAACGCGUACGGUGAACCAGGAAAAGAGUAGUCCUGAUGUGCAUGAUCUUGUGUGUUCAUCAAAUCCUGACGUUGAACCCCCCAAAGCAAUGCACUGCCACAAAGAUGAUAAGAUUCAUGUGGCGGCUUCAAGUGAUCUGUUUUCUUUUGAAGAUGCAAGUAUGUCAGAACACCAUGGAGAACAAGCUUCAAUUAUUGUUCAGCAUGUAUCAGUUUGCUCCAAUCUAUCCACUUUGGAAACUGCACCUCUGGAAGAACACGCAGUGGUUCAGGAAGAAAUUAUUAAUCUUGAUCAGCAUCAAAUCCAAAUAGAUUGUUCAUCAGAGAAAACAUCAGAAGGAGAUGUGUUUAAAUGUGGUGAAGUUAGUCAUACCGAAGAGAAUGAGGUCCAGUUACAUUUUGAUUCAGAGAUCGAAGUUGAGAGUUCUCAAGAUUCGGGUGUGCUGUUGGAGACAUCUGAAUCUUCUUCCCAGCACACACCUUCCAAUGAUUUAGCUGCAGUUUUGUUGGAGGAAGCACAAACUCCUUUGGUUGUUGAGCAGGUUUCUGUUGUUCAUCCAAGUUCAUGUUCUUUAGAGAAUGACCAUGAAAAGGAAGAUCCAACAAAUGGGGAAGAAGCAAUUCAGUUUGAGCAGGACAAACUCCACUCGUCAAGUUCAGAUGCAAAGUUUGAGGCCAGUAUUCUCCAAGAUUGUGAUUUGACGGUGGCUUCUGAAAACAAAUCUCCAUCCGGAUUGGAGAAAGAGCUUUCCUGGUCAGAUAAAUCUAUGGUUGAACCAGAAAUAGGCGAUCAUGAUAUACUCCAAGAAUCGACCAUUAUGAUGGCAAAAACUGAAGGAGGUUCAAGCAUCAGUUGUGAUGUCUACGAUCCUGUUGACCAAGUUUUGGCUAAUUUAUCUUCUGGGACUCAUGAUUCUGUUUCGAUCCCAUCUGACCCUCUUGAAUAUAAGCCGCUUGCUGGUGAAAUUGAUCUGCAGGAUAGCAUCCUUGACAGAAUUGUAAAUGUCGACCAUUCUGAGCUCUCGGAUAAAUUUGAUUGUGAUCUAAAAGCCCGUGUUGCAGAGGAAGAUAUCAAGGAAGAGGUGGAUGAAAUAAAAGAUAUUGAUGAAGGACUGUUGUCCGAGUUGGAUACAGUUGGGGACUUCAGAAUAAUAGAACUUGUUGGUGAGUCGCUCCAUUCUGAGCUGAUACUAAAGGAAGCCAAUGCUGGAAAUUCUGCACCUGAGAUAUUGCCGAGUUCCUCAAACCCUUCAGAAACAAGCCUGGAGUUGCCAGUUCUUGAAGUAAGAUCGUUUGAAGAUAUUGACUUGGCUUCUAAGCAACUUCAUGAGGGGGCAGAUGUGGAGGAAGUCGUACUUCCUAGUAUGGUCGAGGAACAGCUAGUUGUAGAUGAAUCCUCGGAAACCAUUUCUGACUUUAAAGUUGUUGAAGCUAGAUCUUUGGAAGAUAUUCAAAUUGCUUUGAAGCAAGUCUCUGAAGGCGAUAAUGGUGAGCUUCCAACAUCCUUGAACUCUAAGAAUGAAUUAACUGAAGUAGGGAACACUUCUGACUUGAAAGUUGUUGAAGCUAGAUCUUUAGAAGAUAUUCAAAUAGCUUUGAAGCAAGUCUCGGAAGUUGAUGUUGGUGAGCUUCCCACACCCUUGAACCCUAAGAAUGAAUCAACUGAUAUAGGAAUUAGUGAAGUGGGUUCUACCAUUGUGACUGAAUCGGGCAAUGCAGAAUCGGGUCGUGAUGAAGUUUCCUCAAUUGCUACCGAUGAACCCAAAGAAGGAUCCCAUGAAUCCUUGGGAACUUCAAGUACAAGCACAUCGAAAAGUAAAGACAAGAAGUCGAAAGAUUGUCUAGAGAGAUCUGGUUCCAGCACCAGCUCCAGUUCCAGCUCAAGUUCAAGCUCUAGUGAUUCUGAGUGACCAUCAAAACUGAUGAAUGCAUUUGCAGUUUGAAUUUUUGUCUGUGGUUUUCUUUGUAGUGAUGGGUUUCUUUUGAUCUCCUUUACUUUGUUUUUGGUAAUGUGUUUCUUUGGUUUUUUUGAUUGAUCAAUAUCUUCAAGAAUGAGUUUUGAUUUGAUUUCUUGGAGUGAAAUUUUACCUUCUCUGUUUGACAAUUCCAGGGGUGAGCAGUUCCUUUUUAUCGUGAAAAUGUUCAUAGAUUGAUAAUGUACAAUGUACAUUGUAUUUUGAAUGUAGAUGUUGAGUUUGAGGAUGUGAUCCUUUGUUUUGUAG